Molecule: messenger RNA, 984 nt
Organism: Exophiala spinifera
Lineage: Eukaryota; Fungi; Ascomycota; Eurotiomycetes; Chaetothyriales; Herpotrichiellaceae
Exons: 2
Coding region: 1-984 (327 amino acids)
Source: RefSeq, a predicted model, not a curated record
AUGGCAGCUACCAUGACUGAGGAAGUCACAAAGAAACUCGAAGUCCGACUCCUGUUCAACGACACCGUUACGACCGAAUCAUUCUUGAUUCCAGCUUCGGAGGCUCCCACACUCAACGACCUCUAUGCGGCAAUCCAUAAGCGAGUCGACGUUGGUGUGCAUGGACUAUUCAACUUCUUCGAGUUGGACCGCCCUGGGCUUUAUGUUGGCAGUCUGUACCCGGCGUUGUUUCUAGUCCAGGAAAACUCCACGAACAAACACGCCGUGAAACAUUGGCGCUGGACGACUCUUACAUGGGGCCACUGGAUGGAGUAUCGACGAUGGUACGAGCGCAAUGUUCAGGGGUCAAACCCAGGAGACAACUUGAAGGUCGAAAUGAAAUUGAACAUGACGAGAGACAAAGCGUUCACGCGUGAACAGGAGGAUGCCUACGUGGCGCUGACGCAGAAGAUCACCGACGCUGGAAUGGGCGAGGAUGACUUGGAAUGGCAAGCACCUCCCAGCAUGUUGAAGCUGGACGAUGUCAACAACAGAAAGGUCUGGGAAUGGCACCCCGCCCAUGCACAGGAGGGUACCAUCAAUUAUGUCAGUAUCGACGCGGUGCCAGCGACAGACGACUGGUUUCCCAUGAGGGACCCUGUUUCUCCAUUGGUUACCAAUGGAACAUGCAAGGCGUGCUUGAAGGUCGCCAAGGAGCUCGAAAUCCCUAAAAUGGGUAAGAAGGCCAUCAAAAAGGCCAAGGCCAAGGCCAAGCGCGAUGCGGCCGAGGCUGCUGCGGCGGCGGCGGCGGCGGCGGCGGAAGAGGCGGGUGUUGCAGGAGAAGGAGAGGAGAUUGACGAAGAUGCCAUGAUGGACAUCGUCGAGGAGAUGGAGGGCGAGGAUGGUGCGGAGGACGAGGAAGAAGAGGAGGAGGCCGGCGGGCCAGAUUUCAGUCAGCCUUUGGCGCUGCGUCCGAAGGACGACGACAGCAUGGAGAUUGAUUAG